AUGAAUGAUCAAAUCGAAGAAGAUUUUGUUAGAUUGCUUGUUAAUGAAGCUUUGAAGGAUUUACCACCAUCCUCACGUAAUACUAGACAACGUCGAUGGCGCACAAACCGAACAAAGAAACCUUACUCACCAACUUCACCAGUAUUUCUUCAUUAUAAUCAACAAAUCGAAGAUACAAAUUUAUGUUUACCACAUUCACCAGUACAUCUUCCAUCUAAUGAACAAAUCGAAGAUAUGAGUCUGUGUUCACCACCUGUCGAUGAUGAAUACUCAAAAUAA
This is a messenger RNA of Rotaria sp. Silwood2, 279 nucleotides long. The record is from the annotation of a GenBank genome assembly. NCBI's taxonomy places the organism in Eukaryota, Metazoa, Rotifera, Eurotatoria, Philodinida, Philodinidae.